AUGGGCGCGCGUGCUGAUCGGGACGAGGCCAUAACGGGGGCCCUUCUUUCUCAUCUCUGCAGUGGACGGGCGGAUGGCGAGGCCGCUGGUCAUCGUGAGUUCGGGCUCACGCAGAUGGACCUGCUGAACCAGGUCGCCCCGAUGCACCUGCUGAUCGUGAGCCUCCGGAUGGUCGUGAGACUCCAGAAGGAUCCCCUGACGGGCCCCUUGAUGAUCGUAAGCUUCCAGAAGGGGUCCCUGGCGGGCUUCCUGAUGGUCGUGAGCUUCCAGAUGAUCGUGAGGUCCCAGCUGGCUGUGAGCCUCCAGAAGGGCUCCUUGGUGGGCUUCCUGAUGGUCGUGAGCUCCCAGAAGGGUCUCCUGGCGGGCCCCUUGAUGGUCGUGAGCUUCCAGAAGGGCUCCCUGGCGGGCUCCCUGGUGGUCGUGAGCUUCCAGAUGAUCGUGAGCUUCCAGAUGAUUGUGAGCCUCCAGAAAGGCCCCCUGGCGGGCUUGCAAAUGGUCGUGAGCUUCCAGAAGGGUAUCCUGGCGGGCUUCUUGAUGGUCGUGCGCUCUCUGAUGAUCGUGAACUCCCAGAUGGUCGUGAGCUUCCAGGAGGGCUCCUUGGUGGGCUUCCUGAUGGUCGUGAGCUCCCAGAAGGGUCUCCUGGAUAUCACGCACAUGUUCUAUGCCCGCAACUGGGGGGCCGUGGCCGAGGCUAUCUCGAGUUACCCCGAGCUGGAGCUUAGGGAGGCGCAGGGGAAUUGCGACACCCUGCGGGCCGAGUUUCUGGAGGCCCAGGAGCAGCGUCGGCGCGCCAAGAGGCUCGCGCAGGUCUCAUCUAUCGAGCACGAACAGCAGAUCUUCAG
Messenger RNA from Prorocentrum cordatum, 842 nucleotides. NCBI's taxonomy places the organism in Eukaryota, Dinophyceae, Prorocentrales, Prorocentraceae. The record is from the annotation of a GenBank genome assembly.